AUGGCGAUGGUUAUCAUCCUACUAUUGCUAACGGCCUUGGGCGGACGCCCCUCCUUUCAACUUGUACCCACGGGCGCGCAGGAGACAACAUCAUUGACUACUGAGGCAUCCAUAGAAACAACGCCGUCGACAACUACAGCUCCUUCUGAAACAACAUUAUUGACUAUCGGGACUACUGCAGAAACAACAUCAUCGACUACUACGACAAUUGGCUAUCGGGGCUAUAACCAUCAUUACAACAACUUCGUGACAACAACCUCGUCAACGAAUUCUCCUGCAAUCACGGUGGCAUCAAUCACUCAGACCUUUUCAGAAACAACGGCAGCACCACUGACUACUGGGGCUGUAAACGUGAAAAUAACAAGCUCGACCACCGAGACACAAAAAACACCAACAACAUCUACUGUGCAGGCGCCGGCAGUAGCACCGAGAACAUCGACCUCGAAUGACCCUGUGAUAACGACAAAAGCACCCACUAGGGAACCUCCAGACAACAGUGGCUGGUCGAUUGUAGGUCAAAUCGCCAAAAAAGGCACGGGACAAACCGGGGUCGAGUUCAGUGCCGGGCCACCUCUGAUUGACAUGGUAGUCAUUGGUGAGAGAGAAGAGUUAACUCUGUUGGGAUGCGCCAGAGUUUGCCUUGAAGUCAAUGAUUGUCUCUACAUGAUGCAUCAGAAUGUUCGCGAGAAGAUUGGACUGUGCGUCAUGUAUUCAGCGUUAUCGCCUUAG
Molecule: messenger RNA, 729 nt
Organism: Lineus longissimus
Lineage: Eukaryota; Metazoa; Nemertea; Pilidiophora; Heteronemertea; Lineidae
Exons: 2
Coding region: 1-729 (242 amino acids)
Source: RefSeq, a predicted model, not a curated record